Molecule: messenger RNA, 834 nt
Organism: Hypomesus transpacificus
Lineage: Eukaryota; Metazoa; Chordata; Actinopteri; Osmeriformes; Osmeridae
Gene: znhit1
Product: zinc finger, HIT-type containing 1
Exons: 5
Coding region: 66-533 (155 amino acids)
Biological process (GO): chromatin remodeling
Cellular component (GO): Swr1 complex
Molecular function (GO): nucleosome binding
Source: RefSeq, a predicted model, not a curated record
UGUAUUUUGCGAGUGAUCAUAAUACAAUUGUCCCUUACGCGUUCCCGUAAACUGAAAAGGCUGUUAUGGUGGAUAAGAAAAUAUCAGUGCGUUCCCAAGAUCCAAACCAACGGCGCGUUCUGGACUGCGCCACGCGUCAGCGUCGCUUGGUCAGACAGUUAGAAGCGCUCGAAAAAGACAACUUUCAAGAUGACCCUCACGCCAGCUUACCACAGCAACUAGCUAAGAGACUACCACAGUUUGAUGACAGCAAUGAAUCUGGUAAGAAGAGAAAAAAGACACGGGGAGAUCAUUUUAAACUUAGAUUUCGAAAGAAUUUCCAAGCUUUGCUGGAGGAGGAGGACCUGAGCGGUACAGAAGGACCGAACUACCUGACGGCAUGCGCCGAGUCGUCCAAACUGCCCCAGCGCAACUUCUGCACGGUGUGCGGUUUUCCGUCCCACUACACGUGCGUGUCCUGCGGUGCGCGCUACUGCUGUGUCCGUUGCUUGGGAACCCAUCACGAGACCAGAUGUCUCAAGUGGACUGUGUGACUGCCUCCGCUUUUACCGCUUCAAUCUGCAGCUUGCAUAUAUGAGGGGUACUGUGGGGGCAACACAUCACUCUCAAAUGAACUCCCAGCCUGACCAGUGGCCUGUUCCAUAAAGCUAGUUUAUAAAAUGAGACAGGCUCGUGUCAGGUAAGUAACUCACAUAAACCUGGCUCAUUCUGUAAACUCGCAUUAGGAAGGAGGCCUCCUGGUCUGACUAAACCAGGAAGCUGAAGGUCCAGGGUUAAACAGAUGCAAAUGCAGGAAGGACCGGCAUUAAACUGAUAACUUUACAAUGUGGAAAC